CAAUGAGAACAAUUAUGUCAUCAACGAUGAUAAAGAACCUGAAGACAAUGAAGAAAAGUUUGAUAACUUUGGUUCAUUACCACAAUCAAAUAAACUAAAAGUAAUAAUGGAAAUAUUGAAGUAUUGCACUCCUAGCGAAUGUCAGUAUUUUGACGACUUUAAAGACUUCUUUACGGACAAAAAUAAUAAAUCUGAAAAAGAUUUAUUAAAAGAAAUUGAAACUCUAAAGAAAGAGGUUCUUAAGAUGGAGAGGUUCAACUCAUACUUAAAAAGAAAAUUGGACGAAGAGAUGGAAAUUAAUGAGUCACUACUAGAAGAAAACGAUGAAUUAAAAAAUCAAUUUAUGAAAUGCAAAAUAUGUCUCGAAGAAUCAGUCACACAUUGUUUUUCGCCAUGCAACCAUUUAGUAGCAUGUGAAAAUUGUGCAAAUAAACUUGAAAUUU
Entrophospora candida is the source of this 443-nucleotide messenger RNA. NCBI's taxonomy places the organism in Eukaryota, Fungi, Glomeromycota, Glomeromycetes, Entrophosporales, Entrophosporaceae. The record is from the annotation of a GenBank genome assembly.